UUCUCUACACAACAAUACCAACUUCUUUCAGCUUAAAGUCACCUUCGUAGAUCAAAUAUGGGUUUCCGUUUGCCGGCAUUGAUCCAGGGUUCCAGGCAACUUUUGAAACACCAUUCCGGUUUCUCCCGGAAACAAUCGGAUGUUCCCAAGGGACAUGUUGCCGUUUAUGUCGGAGAGGCGCAACCGACACGUUUCGUGGUCCCGAUUUCGUAUUUGAACCAUCCUUCCUUCGCCGUACUGCUCAACCGUGCCGAGGAAGAGUUCGGUUUUAAUCAUCCGAUGGGCGGCCUCACGAUUCCGUGCAAGGAAGAUGCUUUCAUCAGUCUAACGUCUAAGUUGCAUACUUGCAGUCCUCAUGUACGAUGGUGAUGGAUAUAGGAAGCUGUUUCCCUAAUUUUGUCAAGUUUUGUUUCUUUUAUUUUUUUCCCC
Hibiscus syriacus is the source of this 429-nucleotide messenger RNA. Its product is annotated as auxin-induced protein 15A-like. Lineage: Eukaryota; Viridiplantae; Streptophyta; Magnoliopsida; Malvales; Malvaceae. The record is from RefSeq and is a predicted model, not a curated record. Gene Ontology annotation, biological process: response to auxin. The transcript has a single exon. The coding region runs from base 58 to 369 and encodes 103 amino acids.